CACCCCAACGGCCUGCCCCAGGCCUUUAAAACCUCCUUGCCCUCCUCUGCUGCUGCACACAGGCUCAGAGUCGGCACCAUGCAACUGAAUUUCAGAGGCCUGCCGGCCCUGGUGACGGGGGCAGGGAAAGGGAUCGGGAGGGACACUGCGAAGGCCCUGCAUGCCCUGGGAGCCAAAGUGGUAGCCGUGAGCCGCACCGACGCUGACCUAGUCAGCCUCUCCAAGGAGUGUCCCGGGAUACAGACUGUGUGUGUGGACCUGGGUGACUGGGACGCCACGGAGCGGGCACUGGGCAACGUGGGCCCCGUGGACCUGCUGGUGAACAACGCUGCCGUGGCGCCACUGCAGCCCUUCCUGGAGGUCACCAAGGAGGUCUUCGACAGGACCUUCAAUGUGAACCUGCGCUCACUGGUGCAGGUGUCCCAGAUCGUGGCCCGGGGAAUGAUCCACCGCGGAGUGCCUGGCUCCAUUGUCCAUGUCUCCAGCAUGGUGGCCCAUGUCACUUUACCCAACCUAUCUGUCUACAGCUCCACCAAGGGCGCAAUAAGUGUAUUCACCAGAGCCAUGGCCGCAGAGCUGGGGCCAUACAAGAUCCGGGUAAACUCCGUGAACCCCACGGUGGUGCUGACGGCCAUGGGCCAGAAAGUCUUGACGGACCCCGAGAUCGCCCGGAAACUGAAGGAGCGUCACCCCCUGCAGAAGUUUGCAGAGACGGAGGACGUGGUCAGCAGCAUCCUCUUCCUGCUCAGCGACCACAGCGCCUCCACCAGCGGCUCGGGCAUACUCGUGGACGCCGGGUACCUGGCUUCCUAGAGCGCCCGGCGCGGGGGAGCCGGCGCUCAGGGCACCAGGCCCGCCCCCCGCCCGCCCACGCCCCGCCACGCCCACCGCCCCGCCACGCCCCGGUCACGCCCACCGCCCCACCACGCCUUCACCACCCAGCCGCUCGCGCGCGCAUCUCCCACCCAGACUCUGCAUCUGGGCAGACACCGCAUCCACACUCGCGCUGCCAUGUAACCCGCCCCUGUCGCCCCCACCCAGUGUCCUCCGCUGUGCCGGCUGGAUUUCCCUAAAUAAAUGGAGGCCAUUCUCUGGAA
This is a messenger RNA of Herpailurus yagouaroundi (jaguarundi), 1097 nucleotides long. Its product is annotated as carbonyl reductase [NADPH] 2-like. Gene Ontology annotation, biological process: xylulose metabolic process; glucose metabolic process. NCBI's taxonomy places the organism in Eukaryota, Metazoa, Chordata, Mammalia, Carnivora, Felidae. The record is from RefSeq and is a predicted model, not a curated record. The transcript has 8 exons. The coding region runs from base 79 to 813 and encodes 244 amino acids. Gene Ontology annotation, molecular function: carbonyl reductase (NADPH) activity; L-xylulose reductase (NADPH) activity.